Vombatus ursinus (common wombat) is the source of this 3610-nucleotide messenger RNA. Its product is annotated as protocadherin beta-16-like. The transcript has a single exon. Bases 159 to 2546 code for a protein of 795 amino acids. Gene Ontology annotation, molecular function: calcium ion binding. NCBI's taxonomy places the organism in Eukaryota, Metazoa, Chordata, Mammalia, Diprotodontia, Vombatidae. The record is from RefSeq and is a predicted model, not a curated record. Gene Ontology annotation, cellular component: plasma membrane. Gene Ontology annotation, biological process: homophilic cell-cell adhesion.
CGACUGGCAUAGUCAAGCAAAAGAGAACAUCCUUUGUUAGCUGUAGCUGGGGAGGAACCGGAACAGUGGUAGUCCCCCGAACAGCCCUGAGGUUACAGCCCAAGGGAUCAGAGACUAAGGAGGCGUAGUUGAAAACCGAAGAGCUCACCGAACGAGCAAUGGAGCCUAAAGUGCGGACGACUCGGCGACAAAGGCAAGUUCUUCUUCUCCUUGUUUUUCUGUGGGCGUCAGAGGCAGGUUCAGAUCCUCGGCGGUAUUCGGUAGUUGAGGAGAUGGAGAGCGGUUCCUUUGUAGCCAAUGUGGCAAAUGACUGGGGGCUGGAGGCGAGGGAGCUUUCAGCCAGGGUGGGGCGAAUAGUUCUGGACAACAAUAAAGAGUAUUUCCAGCUCAACCGGGAGACUGGGGAUCUGCUACUAAAAGAGAAACUGGAUCGAGAGGAGGUAUGCGGCUCCGCCGAGCCCUGCGUGGUAUCUUUUCAGAUCUUACUGGAAAAUCCCUUGCAGUUUCUCCAGUUUGAGCUGCAAGUGCAAGAUAUAAAUGAUCAUUCACCUAUGUUUCUGGACACUGAAAUGCUCCUGAAAAUAUCAGAAAGCACAACGCCCGGGACUUCAUUUCUCCUAGAAACUGCACAGGAUUUAGAUGUAGGGAGAAACGGCCUCCAAAACUAUACGAUUAACCCCAACUCCCAUUUCCACAUUAAAAUCCGAGAGAGCAGGGAGGGCACGAAAUAUCCAGAGCUUGUUCUGGAUAGAGCACUGGAUCGGGAGGAGAAGCCUGAGGUCAUUUUAAUCCUCACGGCAUUGGAUGGGGGAUCUCCACCCAGGUCUGGCACUGCCCUGGUUCGGGUCCUAGUUAUGGACAUCAAUGACAAUGCCCCUGUAUUUUCUCAACCUCUAUAUGAGGUUCAGAUCCCUGAGAACAGCCCCAUUGGCUCCCUGGUUGUCACAGUCUCUGCUAGAGAUUUAGACACAGGAAAUAAUGGAGAAAUAACAUAUACACUCUUCCACUCAUCAGAAAGUAUACGCAAAACUUUUCAAAUCAAUCCCACCACUGGGGACCUUCGUCUAGGGGCGCAACUGGAUUAUGAGACAAUUCAGGAUUACACAGUGAGAAUUCAAGCCACAGAUGGAGGGGGCCUUUCAGAGGAAUGUACUGUAUUUGUCCAGGUGACCGAUCUGAACGACAAUCCCCCAGAACUGACCAUGUCGACAUUAACCAAUCCCAUUCCUGAGAAUUCACCUGACUCUGUCGUUGCCAUUUUCAAGAUCCGAGAUCCAGACUCUGGAGAUAAUGGAAAGAUGCUUUGUUUCAUCCAGGAUGAUCUCCCUUUCAUCUUGAAACCUGUCAAGAACUUCUACACCCUCUUAACAGAGGGAGCUCUGGACAGAGAGAACAGGUCCGAAUACAACAUCACCAUUACUGUCACAGAUUUAGGUUCCCCCAGGCUCAAAACUGAGUACAACAUCACUGUAAUGAUCUCUGACAUCAAUGACAAUCCUCCAGUAUUUAGUCAGAUGGUCUACACACUUUACCUUAGGGAAAACAACAGCCCCGCCCUUCACAUUGGCAGGGUCAGUGCCAGUGACAGGGACUCAGGGACCAAUGCCAAAGUCACCUAUUCACUGCAACCUCCUGAGCCUGGAGACCUGCCUCUCUUCUCCUACGUUUCCAUCAACUCAGACAAUGGUCAUCUCUAUGCCUUGAGAUCUUUGGAUUAUGAAGUCACCCAAACUUUCCAGUUCACUGUGAGGGCGACUGAUGGAGGCUCCCCAGCCCUGAGCAGCCAGGCUCUGGUUCAGAUUGUGGUUCAGGAUGAGAAUGACAACUCUCCCUUCGUGUUGUACCCCUUUCAGAAUGGCACAGCCCCCUGCAAUGACCUGGUCCCAAGGGCAGCAGAACCAGGUUACCUGGUCACCAAGGUAGUUGCUGUGGAUCAGGACUCUGGACAGAAUUCCUGGCUUUCCUACCAACUGCUAAAAGCCACGGACCCAGGGCUCUUCACUGUGUGGGCUCAUAAUGGGGAAGUGCACAUAGCAAGGCCCAUCAGUGACAGAGAUGCCAUCAAGCAGAGGCUCCUGGUGCUAGUGAAGGACAAUGGACAGCCACCUCUGUCCACAGCAGCUACACUGAAUGUGUUUCUGGUGGAUGGCUUCUCUGAGCCAUAUAUGAAGCUUCCAGAUGAGCCCAAAGAUGAGCCACAGACUGAUUCCCUCACAAUCUAUUUGGUCAUUUCUCUAGCUUCAGUCUCAUUUCUCUUCUUAGUCUCUGUCAUACUCUUCAUCACUGUACACCUGUGGAGGAGAAAAAGGGGAGCUGUUGAGCGUGGAAACUUUGCCACUGGAGGCUCCUUUCCAGGACACUUGGUGAAUGUCAGUGGCACUGGGACCCUGUCCCAGAGCUACCAGUAUGAGGUGUGUCUGACCAGUGGCUCAGGGGGAGAUGAGUUCAAGUUCUUGAAGCCUAUUACCCCCAAUUUCUCUGCUCCAAUUACUCAGAUGGAUCCUGAGGAAACCACACCCUUUCCUAAUAGCAUUGGGUUCAAUUAGAAAUUGAAAAAGAAUGUUUUCAAGGAUUGAUAUAUUCAUUGAUUUUUUCAAUAUUCUUCAUGUCUUACAAAAUUAAAUUUAUGAGUUUUCCCUUCCUGCACAUUCUAUUCAGUAGAAUAUUGAUUUGAUUAAUUAACUGAGUCUUUAACCAUUUUAUAUAUGCCCCUCCCUCACCUACCCUCCCUUGUUUUUGAAAUGCAGUUUUACACUUUAUGUUGGAGCUCAAAAGGACACUCAUCAAUUGAUACUUGACAUCUGCAUUCUUCUAGUUUAUCUUCACUUCCAAUUCAAGACAUCACCCUUCUGGUGUCAUUGAUCCUCUUCAAAAAUGAAGGACAAACAAUAGAGUCUCCCUUAGCUAUGAAGAACUGAGCCCCUUUAGUUUCUCUGUUCUGCUCUUGUAUCAUCUACUGUAUUCUAUGUCUUCCACAAUAGCAUGCUUUCUAGCCUUUCUAAUGUUCAACAUAAUAAAAAUGGUGUCACUAAAGGCAAUAAGCUUGUUCUGAUAGCGAAAUAUGUCCUCUUGAUUCUCUUGUGUAGAUGGUAUUGUUGGGAAUGUUUGGGUUCUUAUCAUUGUGAUUCAACAUGUAUCUAUGCUUCCCCCCCUUUCAGAUGUAUUGUAAUCACAUAGAUAAGGUUUUCUUAUAAUAAUUUUUUUAGAUUUCUCACUAGAAAGUUGUCAACAGAGUGAAACAUUUUUUUCAGCAACAAUGGCUGAAGAUCAUUCUGAGAUGCUGUGGCUGAAAGAUUUUAACAUAUCCUUUAGCUUGAAGAUGGAUUAUCUAGACAGAGGGUCAAUGGUCCAGGUGGAAAAAUGCAGAAGUGGGAUUUGAAUCUAGGUUUUCUGACUCCAAAUCCAUUAGCUCUUUCCACUAUUCUAUGAUGAUUCCCAUCAAAGAAGUCACAAAUCCUUGGAAUAUUGACAGAAACAUUAUUGAAAGGACAAUAACUUUCUUAAAUGCUUCUUUAUGUCAUUUGCAACUAUAAUCAUGUGGGUUGGAAAAUAUACAUGAUGAAAAGAAUUUUAUGUUAUGGAAGAAAUAUUUGAAAGCCCAUUAAAAAGA